Molecule: messenger RNA, 1098 nt
Organism: Amblyraja radiata (thorny skate)
Lineage: Eukaryota; Metazoa; Chordata; Chondrichthyes; Rajiformes; Rajidae
Gene: nrsn1
Product: neurensin 1
Exons: 3
Coding region: 204-797 (197 amino acids)
Biological process (GO): nervous system development
Cellular component (GO): transport vesicle; neuronal cell body; neuron projection
Source: RefSeq, a predicted model, not a curated record
CUGACUGCCGUGCAGAGCGGCACAAGCGCCCAGCGGCUGCCGAUCGGAGCCGGAGCCACACGCAACCAUGGCACAGCAGCGCUGAGAAACCGGGCUCCGGCCGCCCACAAGCAAGAGGACGACAGGCAGCUGGCCCCGGACAGCGUGCGGACCCGACAUAUCCAGGACAAUUUGCAGGCAAGUUUGAAAUGCAGCUGUAAAAGAUGAGUCUGUGUGCUGAGAUCUGCCAGUUUCCGAACUCUAACCAUGGUGCAGAUGCAAUACGCCAGCGUUAUGGAGUUCGAUCAUAUCUGCACCAGUUCUAUGAAGAUUGCACAGCAUCCAUCUGGGAGCAUGAGGACAAUUUUCAGAUUAAGAGGUCCCCAAAUAGAUGGAGCUCCAUCUUCUGGAAGGUUGGGCUGAUUGCCGGGACAGCCAUGCUUCUCAUAGGAUUGGUGGUGAUUGCAACUGGCUAUUUGGUGCCACCCAAGAUUGAAGCAUUCGGAGAGGAAGAGGAGGAUUUUCUGGUGGUGGAUGGGCGGGCCGUCCAGUUCAACAUGGCACUGGAUAUUUGCAAGCUGGCAGGCGCCAUCCUCUUCUGCAUUGGCGGCAUAGUGAUGGCCAUCUGUCUCCUAAUGUCCGCCUUUGCCACCAGUUACUCCAAAGAAGAAAAAUAUCUGCAGCAGAGGUUCAAGGAACGGAUAGCGGAAACCCAGACCUCGACCAAACCCAUCACCAAAGCACCUGCCCCAGGUGACCAUAAAAUCCCAAUCACCUUAUCCAAAGUACACAACGUGCAGCCUACAUCAGAGACCUGAAGUGUAAAUAUUAGAUGUUGCAUAAGUUGUAAAUUAGCUACACCAGACCAAGUCUUUUUAAAUGUUUUACCAUAUUUUUAUAGCAAUUUAGAGGCAGUUCGUGUAUCCAUCUACUACAUUUUAGAUUCAUGCCUUUCUUCAGUAAGUUAAUCAUGUAAGAAUCUCAAAUGUGAGAUUUUGACGUUUUAAUCUUAUGGUACAAUCUCCUGAAAGCUGUAACUUGCAGAUGAUUUGUCUCCAAAGUGUAAUGGCUUUUAAGUGUAUUUGAAAUGAAUAAACAUAUGGUUGAGUGAUAACUGAG